AUGGAACUGGUUAAGAAAGAAAUUACAAUAUGAAAUUCGCGUGAUACUAGCUCAAUCAACAACAGAUCAGCAAUGACAAGCAGGAAACAAUCAUUGUUUGAGCCUAGCAAAAGUGAUUACAAGUGGCGAUCUGCAGAUGGACAGCAGGAGCAACAGCAACAACAACAACAACAUCAAAUGAAUCAACGAAAAUCAGAAAAUAUCCCUGAAGCAAUGGAUGAACGGAAACCGGAAAAUCUUUUUAGCACGUCAACAUUUUGA
Molecule: messenger RNA, 261 nt
Organism: Acanthocheilonema viteae
Lineage: Eukaryota; Metazoa; Nematoda; Chromadorea; Rhabditida; Onchocercidae
Source: the annotation of a GenBank genome assembly